GUCAAGGACUUAAGAAGUUUCAAGGUUUGCAGAACCUUUCAGCCCGUCUUCGCCAUCAAGACACUCUCUUCCUUCGCCUUUUUUGAGGUCUAAAGCUCCCUCUGUCAUCAUGUCCGACACAGAAGACGUUGGGGAAUAUGAAGAGGAAGUAGCUGAAGAGGUAGUAGAGGUAGAGGUAGCUCCAGAGGCAGCUCCUGAACCGGAGCCUGAGCCUGAGCCUGAGCAAGAACCAGAGCCAGAGCCAGAGCCAGAACCAGAGCCAGAAACACAGCCAGAACCAGAGCCAGAACCAGAGCCAGAGCCAGAGGUGCAUGAGGAAGAGGCCUAUGAAGAGGAAGAUGAGAAGCCCAAGUUCAAACCAAGUGCACCAAAGAUCCCUGACGGGGAAAAGGUGGACUUUGAUGACAUCCAGAAGAAGCGUCAAAACAAGGAUCUCGUUGAGCUGCAGGGCCUGAUUGAUGCCCACUUUGAGUGCAGGAAGAAAGAGGAGGAGGAGCUUAUUGCUCUGAAAGAAAGAAUUGAGAAGCGUAGGGCUGAGAGGGCAGAACAGCAGAGGAUCCGCGCUGAGAAGGACAAGGAGCGUCAGGCAAGACGUGAGGAAGAGAGGCUGAGGAAGGAGGAGGCUGAUGCUAAGAAGAAGGCAGAUGAUGAUGCCAAGAAGAAGUCUGCCCUGUCCAACAUGGGCUCUCAGUACAGCAGCUACCUGCAGAAGGCUGACUCGAAGAGGGGAGGCAAGAAGCAAACUGAAAGGGAGAAGAAGAAGAAGAUUCUGGCAGACAGACGCAAACCUCUGAAUGUUGACCAUCUCAACGAGGACAAGCUGAAGGAGAAAGCUAAAGAGCUGUGGGACUGGUUGUACCAGCUGGAAGCUGAGAAGUUUGAGCACCUCGAGAAACUCAAGAGGCAGAAGUAUGAGGUUACAACCCAGCGUAAGAGAGUGGAGGAGCUCAGUAAAUACUCCAAGAAGGGUGCUGCUGCUCGCCGCAGAAAGUAAGCGUUCAUGGAGAAACCUACACUUGUGGUCAAGACAUGUCUGUUGCCUGCGUCUCCGAGCUAUGCCUUCAUUCAGCAGGCAUCUCUGAUCCCAUCCACCAUUUGCAUUUUAUCAGAGGCUAUCAAAGGCGGUCUACCACCGCCGGUGUGACAUUAACACUGUCCGGUCUUAGCGGUAGUUGUAGUAGGAUCUUCCCCUCUUAAGACGCUAUGUCUUUAGGUUCUCACCUUCCGUUUUUGUAAAUAAUGUUUGGCUCGCCAGCUUUAUCUGUUGCAUCUGGCAGUUCAAUAAAAUAUUCUUCAAGACUGA
This is a messenger RNA of Pimephales promelas (fathead minnow), 1303 nucleotides long. NCBI's taxonomy places the organism in Eukaryota, Metazoa, Chordata, Actinopteri, Cypriniformes, Leuciscidae. The record is from RefSeq and is a predicted model, not a curated record.